AUGCACGGCGAGCCCCUCUUAAUUCUCCCAAGAUAUGAAGGUCGCCCUGCAACGAAGCAAGAAAUUCGUGAUAUGAUCAUUGACCGCUGGCUCAAACGACAAGAACUCGAGAUCCAAUAUCCAUCGGUUCGUAGAUACGUUAAAGGCAAGCAGGAGCCGCUAAGAGUCUACGGGUUCCCUCUCCUUAACAAAGAUUUGGACCAACUUCUGAUCAAUGUUGGAAUCGCCUUCGACCCCGAAGCCCCUCCUACUCAGCGUCACAUUCCGGCAUAUGAAAUUAUUAUAAAUGCGUUACCCAAGCGUAUGGACCCAAGUUUUCAGUAUUGGAGAUGGGUUCAUGGUCCGCCUGAAGAGAAUCAUGGCCGCAUGUUGGUGGUUGCAAUAGCCACCAAUGAGACAUGGCAUGAUCUUGCGGUUGCCUCCGACCACGCAUAUUUGAGAGCCGUCAAUUACGCAUGGUGGACUAAAAUAGAUGGCAAAAUGGAUUUGUACUAUGUUAGAUUACUAUAUCUAAUCAAAGUAGGAAGGAGACACAUCAUGCUAUAUAAUAUAGAGAUGAUGAACUCAUAUGCAAUGUAG
This is a messenger RNA of Psilocybe cubensis, 579 nucleotides long. RefSeq lists its product as uncharacterized. The record is from RefSeq and is a predicted model, not a curated record. Lineage: Eukaryota; Fungi; Basidiomycota; Agaricomycetes; Agaricales; Agrocybaceae. The coding region runs from base 1 to 579 and encodes 192 amino acids. The transcript has 4 exons.